AUGGUUCGACCGCCUGCUAAGUCUAAAGGUCCUAAAGUGACCCGUUUGCCACUCUCCAAGUUCUCCCACACAACCACAACCAUCGACCACAGCGGCCCAUUGUCCUGGACCCAUGUGAAUGAUGCUCAACAGCUCACAUGUGUUUUAGAACAAUCUUCUACAUGUCCAUCAACCAUUCCAAGGCUAUUGAUGCGGGUAUCUCAAAACAAUAUGAUUCUGGAGCAACUGGAUCUAUCACACUUUAUCCAGCGUUCAGCAGCUCAGAGUCAUUCAGCCCAAGGUGCAUCGCAGGCAAAACCCCCUUUUGCAGUUGUAGUUAAAUCACCCUGUCUGGCUGUGAAAUACCCUCAAACUGCUACGCACAUCCGUCGCUUUCAGAUAAAGUUCUCGCGAAAUACCGAUUACUUUACAGCCCUUGCUUUUCUCAGUGAAUACAAUUGCCCAUUUACAGAAGGAAGCACAGCAAUAACAGCACAACCACUGCGAAGGCUGCCUACCUCCUCAUCUUUGGCCUCAUUUCAAGCACCGACGAUUACCUCAAAGGCUGCAAGCACUACAGCCCCUUCAGAAGAUGGGGCCGCUGUCACUCUCCUUCCGAUGUCAGGGUAUAUGCCCUGUGGAAUACCAACUCCUCACCCCCCAUCUUCAACCACAAGCACAGUCUACAAUUUAGCUUCCCACAAUGUGCCGCCUCAAAACACAGAUCAAUAUCAAAAUACAAGCUCUGGGCAGACAAAUUUGCAGCUCACUAUAACAGGUUCGGAUGUCAGAGCCCCACAGAAAGUCAAUACUCGUACUUCAACUGCACCAGCCUAUCACGGCAACCAACUCGAUGAAAUGCUACCGCCAAAAAGAGCCCUCCCCUUCUUGAAGCCAGCUCAGAAAGCACCACUUAGAGAAAGAUCUAAUGUCUCCGACAUCUCGCAAUACGCACAGUCAGAGGGACAGUUGAAUGGCUCUUCUAGAAAUACACAGCUACUCCCAUUUACAAAAAAUCAGACAUUACUCCGGUACGAUUCGGAGCUCGUUGACUCGCAGUCCUACUCACCAGCUCCAACGCAGCCAUACCCAGAUCCCCCUCCUUCUUCACAAAGAGAGGUUCCCCAUUUAUCCGAACAUUCUCUCCCUGAGACUGCAGAGCAACCCCAUGGUGUCUAUGAGGCUCAGAUGAAUAUAUCUACUGAUAGACCCCGUGAAAAUGAAAAGACUUUGGAGGCUACUCAUACUGCUCAGAGCAAAGGGAUACAACCGGCGGCAAUUUCUGCUGAACAAUUGUCGACUUAUCUGUCUACGCCGACGCCAGAAAGGAUUGAAUUGCUGGAGAACUGGAUGUGCGAAUUGAUCGAAGAUGAUAAGUUCAUGGAGUUGUGUCAGGAUGUUGAGGCAACAUGGAAGCGAUUCGCAUUUGGGGCCAGGGAGUAG
Molecule: messenger RNA, 1422 nt
Organism: Penicillium angulare
Lineage: Eukaryota; Fungi; Ascomycota; Eurotiomycetes; Eurotiales; Aspergillaceae
Exons: 4
Coding region: 1-1422 (473 amino acids)
Biological process (GO): reciprocal meiotic recombination
Source: RefSeq, a predicted model, not a curated record